Miscanthus lutarioriparius is the source of this 156-nucleotide messenger RNA. NCBI's taxonomy places the organism in Eukaryota, Viridiplantae, Streptophyta, Magnoliopsida, Poales, Poaceae. The record is from the annotation of a GenBank genome assembly.
AUGGAGAGGAUGAAGAAACCAUGCCUUGGCGUCACCCUGCUUCUCUUCUUGCUCCUGGUGUCUGCUGCCCAUGGAGCUCAGCUUGCAGAUGCCAAGGACGUAGCAGAACUUUGGCGCAAAGGCAUCUAUGGUAUCAGUUGUAAUAUGAUAGGUUAA